GUGGUAUGGAGGUUUCAGUCGUCACUCCACGGGCAUUCCAGAAAACGAUGAGCGACGCAGUCCUUGCCACUCCCGCGGUGUCGGCGCCACUUGACACAGGAAACCUUAAGGCAACCUCCAUUAAUGCCAUUACGGACACGUUCGGCAAGCAGAGCGUCGGAGCUACCAGCGCCGCCAAGGGCGCGGAAGUCUCCACGGGCUCGCCGCUAUCUUCUUCGAUUUAUGUGAGAAAUGGGGACAGCAUUCAAUUAGCGGCCAAGUCUCCAGAAGGAGAGCUCGGUCGCGUGCGCUUCGUCGUUGACUCGGCGAUCAGGCAAACGAUUUUGGUUGCGCCGCCCAUCCAAGAGGGUAUUUCCAGCGAGUUGGCUACGUUUAUCAUAGCCCCUGUCGGUGGUGCGGAAGCGGGCAGCGAGCUGAGCUACAAUCAGCUCUUUACCCUUCAAUUCGCUGGGUCUGGCGGCGCCCCUGUCAGUUCGUUAAACAGCAAUCCACCAGGCAUGUCGGACGGCAUUGGGCUGCAGGAAUUCGGUGUCAAGGGCGAAAUGACCUUCAUGUUCAAGGGAAAGGACCCGUCGAAGAUCCAAUUCAACGACGCCAACCUCGUCUUGACAUGCCACGAUGCCAACCGCACGCGCAAGAACUUUAACAACGUCGUGACCAUCCUCAAGAAGUCGAAAACGUCUGGCCACGGCGGCUUCCUCACGACGGCGAAGAAAGGCCCGGCGAUUACGUUCACCGUGACGCGGCCCAAUGUCGUGCCAGCCGCACGGUUGACGUAUCGCGAAGUGAGCGACGUCGAGUCGGAUGCCAUUCGCAGCGAAGCCGCUACGGUCGUGGUGUCGGAAGUGGGAAGGACCACCGACUCGUUUUCCGCGGCUGUCAAGUCGCCUCUGCCCCCCACGCCAUCAGACUCGUUUUCGAAGGUCGACGACGAGAUCGUGUUACCGUAUGUUCCCCCAACGCUGCCCCCGGCGCCAUCUCUGUCCAAACGGCCUUCGUUUGCAGUGGUUUCCACUCCGCUGAAAGAGAUUCCGUUGACGCCAGCGCCCGUGCAGCCUGCCGACGCUCCUGCGACGGCCUCCAUCACCGUGAAGCAAGACAGCCACGACGAAGGCGACGUGGUAGUCGUGCGCAACACGUCUCCUGCCGUCCAAGACUCCAAGGCUGACGGUGUCAAUCCACUUGGCGGAGGCGAAAAGGCGCUACCUUCCAACUCGUGGAAACUGUCGACCACCCAAGUCCAUGAUGAUGAUGCGGGCGACGAGGACGUGGAAGUUGUGCCCCCUUCGGCAUGCGCGCACUGCAUUCUGCAAUAGUCAUAGCCUGGCUAUGGCAGGCAAUUCACAUACAUUAACUGGAUAAAAGAAGCAGUAUUGUUUACAGA
This is a messenger RNA of Aphanomyces astaci, 1384 nucleotides long. RefSeq lists its product as hypothetical. The record is from RefSeq and is a predicted model, not a curated record. NCBI's taxonomy places the organism in Eukaryota, Oomycota, Saprolegniomycetes, Saprolegniales, Verrucalvaceae. The transcript is spliced from 3 exons. Bases 6 to 1316 code for a protein of 436 amino acids.